GCUGUACCCUCAGUUCUCUGUUAACAUGGGUAUCUACAGGCUGUCGUUUCUGCUCGUCCUCUUCGUUGGGGCACUACAUCUGAGUGGCGCACAAACCAGGAGCUGUGCCAGGACUUGCAAUGUGUUUUAUCGCUGUUCGCCCUACUACAAAGAGCUGGUCUAUGCGGUUGUGGAUGGCGUUUGCCGCGUCUACCAGAACGGUUGUAUCUUUGGCAAUGAAAACUGCACGAGAGUCAAUCAGUGCCAGUCACCUUUGAGUUCCACCUCUGCCGAGAAGUGUAAGGAGUUUUGCCCCAGGCGUUGUCCACGCGGUGGUCAAGAAGUCUGCGGCUGGUUUCCGUACAUCAACAGCAACGGGGAAAACAGUGAUCGUUAUAUGGCCUUCGCCAAUCGCUGUCUGCUGGAUCAAUAUUCCUGCCAGAACAAUAUCGCCUAUGCUUAUGAGCCAACCCUGGGACCUUGUCCGUAGUUGAGAGGCAAACAACUAAAUGAAAAAUACAAUUUUUAUAU
Molecule: messenger RNA, 510 nt
Organism: Drosophila subobscura
Lineage: Eukaryota; Metazoa; Arthropoda; Insecta; Diptera; Drosophilidae
Product: salivary glue protein Sgs-5-like
Exons: 3
Coding region: 26-469 (147 amino acids)
Source: RefSeq, a predicted model, not a curated record